AUGGCAUCGAUUGCUCGCUCCUCGCUGCUGCGGCAGGUUGCUUCGGCCCGGCUGGCCUCUCAACAUAGCGUCAUCGCCAAUGCCGCCCGCGCAAGCGCCUUCCACACCACCGCCCGGAGGGACAUCCUCCCCCCUCUUCCCCAGCGCGUCCAAGGCACAGUAAACGACGCCGCCCCUGUGCCGCCUACGUCACCGUCCCACGGGUCCUACCACUGGACCUUUGACCGGCUGGUGGCCGGGUCCCUGAUCCCGCUCACCGUUGCCCCUUUCGCGGCCGGCUCGCUCAACCCAACGCUCGACGCCCUCCUCUGCGCCACCAUCCUCAUCCACUCGCACACCGGCUUCCAGAACAUCAUCAUCGACUACGUCCCCGCGUACAGGACGCCGCGGGCGCGCAAGCUCUUCAUGUGGGGCCUCAACGCCGCCACCGCCGUCGUCGGCUUGGCGCUCUACGAGUUCGAGACCACCGAUGUGGGCAUCACCGAGGCCAUCAAGCGCAUCUGGACUGCAUAG
Molecule: messenger RNA, 513 nt
Organism: Parathielavia appendiculata
Lineage: Eukaryota; Fungi; Ascomycota; Sordariomycetes; Sordariales; Chaetomiaceae
Exons: 3
Coding region: 1-513 (170 amino acids)
Biological process (GO): mitochondrial electron transport, succinate to ubiquinone; tricarboxylic acid cycle
Cellular component (GO): membrane; mitochondrial envelope
Molecular function (GO): ubiquinone binding; heme binding; succinate dehydrogenase (quinone) activity
Source: RefSeq, a predicted model, not a curated record